Messenger RNA from Drosophila eugracilis, 3555 nucleotides. RefSeq names its product aminopeptidase N (gene superdeath). Gene Ontology annotation, biological process: proteolysis; peptide catabolic process. Gene Ontology annotation, molecular function: zinc ion binding; peptide binding; metalloaminopeptidase activity. Lineage: Eukaryota; Metazoa; Arthropoda; Insecta; Diptera; Drosophilidae. Bases 294 to 3266 code for a protein of 990 amino acids. Gene Ontology annotation, cellular component: cytoplasm. The transcript has 8 exons. The record is from RefSeq and is a predicted model, not a curated record.
UCCAAUAGGAUCGGUUGUGUUCGCGCUCGUCGGCAAAAUAAAUAAAAAGACUCGUGUUCCGUUUAGUGUUAUGUCUUGGCAAAUUGCAUUUUGAUUAGUUCGGCAGCUGGGCCUUAGUUCAGGUGAUUUGUUUACUUUUAAUUCAAUAAAUCGGGUGUCAGCAAAAGCCAAGUGUAUUUGUAUUUGUGAACAUAAUUUGCUUUGGUGUCGGUCCAGCGUAACGGUAAAGGUGUGAAAGAGUCCGACAAGCGGUUUUCCAGGACGGAGGUGAAACGCCUUUAUUUGCAGCCAACAUGGUCGUCAAGGAGAUUCCGCUUCACGAGAAUUUGAGUAUGGAGAACCGAUCCACAAAUGCCGCAACACCAACCACUACUACCACUUUUUCGCGAGUAGGGCGACGCUAUAGUCUAUCCCUGACCACGGCAAUCCUUCUGGCUUCUUUUUUCAUCUGCACGUUACUGGCUGUAGGUUUCAUCGUCUACAACUUCGCCACCUGUGCUGAACUGGAGCCGGCAUCAGACGAGGAUAUCGUUUGCACCAGUGUCCAUCUGAGGAAGCUUAAGGGUGGUCAGGAUGGAGCACCAAAAUAUGAUCGAGAUGUCCGUCUCCCGCGCUCCAUCCGCCCACUAAAAUAUAACAUCACGCUGGAACCGCAACUCAAUGGUAACUUCUCAUUUGCUGGUAGUGUUCAGAUCAGAAUAAAGGUCCUGGAGGAUUGCUACAACAUCACCAUGCAUGCAGAGGAGCUAAACAUUUCACGUAGCGACAUCAGUGUCCGACGCGUGCUGCCGGAUGGGGGACUGGAUGGAGACAGUUUGCGAAUUCAUAAACAGUAUUUGGUUGGAGCCAAACAGUUCUUCGUCAUUGAGCUUUAUGACAAAUUGCUAAAAGACGUGGAGUACGUGGUGCAUCUUCGUUUCGACGGAAUAAUUGAGGACUACCUACAAGGAUUUUAUCGCAGCUCUUAUGAAGUACAUAAUGAGACCAGGUGGGUAGCUUCAACACAGUUCCAGGCGACGGAUGCCCGUCGGGCUUUUCCCUGCUUUGAUGAGCCGGCUCUUAAGGCCAACUUUACUCUGCACAUCGCUCGACCUCGAAACAUGACCACCGUGUCUAACAUGCCCAUUGCCUCCAGCAACGAUCAUGCCACCAUGCCUAGCUAUGUAUGGGAUCACUUUGCUGAAUCGCUGCCGAUGUCAACUUAUCUGGUAGCCUAUGCCAUAUCCGACUUCACGCACAUUUCCUCUGGCAAUUUCUCCGUAUGGGCUCGGGCAGAUGCAAUCAAAUCAGCAGAGUACGCGUUGUCUGUGGGACCCAGGAUAUUGACAUUCCUUCAGGACUUCUUUAAUGUGACGUUUCCCCUGCCGAAGAUUGAUAUGAUUGCUUUGCCAGAGUUUCAGGCGGGUGCUAUGGAGAACUGGGGUCUCAUUACUUUUAGGGAGACAGCCAUGCUGUAUGACCCAGGAGUGGCUACGGCUAAUAAUAAACAGCGUGUGGCAUCUGUUGUGGGUCACGAGUUGGCCCACCAGUGGUUCGGAAACCUGGUUACGCCCAGUUGGUGGUCGGAUAUUUGGUUGAAUGAAGGAUUCGCUAGCUAUAUGGAGUACCUUACGGCCGACGCAGUCGCGCCGGAGUGGAAGCAGUUGGACCAGUUCGUGGUGAAUGAGCUGCAAACAGUAUUCCAACUUGAUGCCCUCUCCACAUCUCACAAGAUCUCCCACCAAGUAUUCAACCCGCAGGAGAUCUCCGAGAUAUUUGAUCGAAUUUCUUAUGCCAAGGGAUCGACUAUUAUUCGCAUGAUGGCCCACUUCCUCACGAAUCCAGUUUUCCGUCGUGGUCUUAGCAAAUACCUUCAGGAAAUGGCUUAUAACUCGGCAACACAGGAUGAUUUGUGGCGUUUUCUCACUAACGAAGCAAAGUCUUCUGGACUGCUCGAUCACAGUAGAAGUGUAAAGGAGAUCAUGGACACUUGGACCCUGCAAACGGGCUAUCCGGUGGUCAAGGUAUCGAAACAUCCCAACUCGAAUGUAAUUCGACUGGAGCAGGUUCGCUUUGUAUACACCAACACAACUAGAGAGGACGAGAGUCUGCUCUGGUGGAUACCCAUUACUUUUACCACUGCCUCGGAACUAAACUUUGACAACACUCGGCCAACCACAUGGAUGCCCCGCACUAAACUUUAUGAACUGGAGAAUAGGAACCUUUCUACAGCCAAAUGGUUUAUCUUCAAUGUCCAACAGACUGGCUACUAUCGAGUAAACUACGAUUUAGAUAACUGGAGAGCAAUCACCGGACACUUAUUGGAUGUUCAGCACUUCGAGGAUAUUGCUCCAGCGAAUCGUGCUCAGUUGAUUGAUGAUGUGAUGAAUUUGGCCAGGGGUUCUUAUCUAUCAUAUGAAACCGCCAUGAAUCUAACGCGCUACCUGGGACAUGAGCUAGGUCAUGUGCCGUGGAAGGCGGCCAUUAGCAACUUCAUUUUCAUCGACUCCAUGUUCGUAAACUCCGGCGACUAUGAUCUGCUAAAGAACUAUCUACUUAAGCAGCUGAAGAAGGUCUACGACCAGGUAGGAUUCGAGGACUCACAGGGUGAGUCGGAAGAUAUUUUAGUGAAGCUCAAACGCGCAGAUAUUUUGGGAACGGCUUGCCAUCUGGGUCACCAGGAGUGCAUCUCUGAGGCCAGCAGGCACUUCCAGAACUGGGUACAGACGCCAAAUCCCGAUUCAAACAAUCCAAUUGUGCCAAAUCUCAGGGGAGUCGUUUACUGUUCGGCCAUACAAUACGGCACUGAGUACGAAUGGGACUUUGCCUUCGAGCGAUUCCUGAAGACGAACGUGCCUGGGGAGAAGGACCUGCUGUUGAGUGCCCUCGGCUGCUCAAAAGAGCCCUGGUUGCUCUACCGCUUCCUGCGUCGUGGAAUUGCCGGACAACAUAUUCGAAAACAAGAUUUGUUUCGGGUAUUUGCCGCAGUUUCCAAUACGGUUGUGGGCCAAAACAUUGCUUUUGAUUUUCUACGCAACAACUGGCAGGAGAUCAAAACAUAUAUGGGUUCACAGAUGUCCAAUAUUCACACGCUGUUUAAGUUCGCCACAAAGCGGUUCAACUCAAAGUUCCAGCUCGGCGAGUUUGAAAACUUUGUAAAGGAUGCCCAGUGGGACUACGAUAGGCCCAUCCAACAGAUAGUAGAACAGAUCGAGACCAGUGUUGACUGGAUGAACAAGAACUACAAAUCGAUCGUUAAGUGGCUGGAAAACGAGGCGCGGGCGUAAGGAAGGAUCCUGCGGCUUGACUGGAUCAAGACUGCAGCAGUAUUAAUAUCCGCAGCUGCAACUGCAUAGGUUGGGCCCCCAAUACCAAUGCAUUUAUAUUUAGUAUUUAUGUAACGUGUUUUACAAAUUCAGUGUCGCCAAAGAGAUAAAGCCCUUGGCAGAUCGUCCAGAGCAUCGCGUUUUUCAUUAAUUUUAAUGUAUGCCUUCUUUUCAUAACAAUUAUGAGAGUCUUGUAAUUUUAAUUUGUACUUAAAUGUAAAUGUAAAUGGAAUUAUAAUAUUGUUCGUCA